AUGAUUUCUAGCGUAUCCCCGCGAUGGCGUCUUUGUCGACGCUUAUUUUCAACUUGCAAAACUCUACCGCAAUCAACAACUUUGACUCAAAUCCCUUCAAAGGAUGAACCCCCACGCAUCAAUGCCGUUGGAAUCCAAUACCUCCCCUCUAAACUCCAUAAAAAGAUCUUUGGAAGCCCUGUGCCUGAACUUAAAACUAUUGUCGACCAUGAUGACUACAUCACUCGUCUUUCUGUUCGACACCUUAAAAACAAUGGCCUUUAUGGCAAAAAAACUACCACCUACCCCGCCCUUGAUAUCGACAUCCCUUCCAUCUCGGGGAAAACCCUCGACGAACAUUUUUACAAAAUUGGUCUCAAUGCUGCUGAACCAUACCUUUCAAAGGCUAAAAAAUUUGCUGCAGGUGACAUCCCUCCCAUGCCUAAACAACAAGAUUGGGUUAAAAAAUCCGGAUGGACAAAGUACACCAAGAAUGCCUUGCCAGUCUCGGUAGAUUACCCAGAUGACCCAGACGCCCUCGUGUUUGACGUCGAAGUUCUCUAUAAAAUCCAUGACUUUGCUGUCAUUGCAGUCGCGGCUUCUCCCACUGCAUGGUAUUGCUGGCUGUCUCCAUGGCUCCUUGGAGAGUCGGAAAACCAGCGCCAACUUAUCCCACUUGGCUCAAAAGAAGAAAAACUCAUCAUUGGCCAUAACGUUUCUUACGACCGCAAACGUAUCAAGGAUGAGUACUCCAUCAACCUCACAAACUCUAUGUUUAUCGAUACCAUGUCGCUUCACAUUGCUGUUAACGGAAUGUGCUCUCGUCAACGUAUGAGUUGGAUGAAGGUUCGCAAAGUCAAAAACCAAAUCGAUGGUGGUGAGACGUCUGAGGAAUCUGCUUUCGAACUUUCGGCAGAGAUUGAAGAUAACCCAUGGGUCAAUGUCAGUACCCUCAAUAGCCUAGCCGAUGUGGGGUAUCUCCACUGCGGCAUCCAACACGACAAGUCUGCUCGCGACUAUUUCGGAACCUACUCACGCGAGCAGGUUUUAGAAGAACUUAACAUGCUUAUUGAUUACUGUGCCCGCGACGUGGAAGUCACUUAUAAAAUAUACAAGGUCCUCUUGCCCCGUUUCAUUGAUGUUGUCCCUCAUCCAGUCAGUUUUGCUGCCCUUCGUCAUAUGGGGUCUCUUUUCCUUCCAAUUAAUGAUUCUUGGGAAAAGUAUCUUAAGGACACUGAGGAAUGCUACAAUUCUGCCAAUGACGAACUAUUAGCCAGUCUCAUAAACCUGGCCGAAGAAGCUGUUGCUUUAAAAGAUACCCCUGAAAAAUGGCAAGCUGACCCAUGGCUUUCCCAAUUUGACUGGACUAUUACCCCAAUUAAAAUGGUCAAGCCCAAGAAAAAGGGCGAGGAACCCCGACCAGCAAAGCGCCAAAAGUUACCAGGAUUCCCCAAGUGGUACAAGGAUCUGUUCCCCUCUAUAGGAUCGCCAAUGAGCAUCUCUGUACGCUCUCGUACAGCUUUAAUCCUCCUGCGUCUACGUUGGGACGGCUAUCCCAUUAUUUGGUCCGACGUCCAUGGCUUUGUUUUCCGUGUUCCUAUAACUCAAAAACAACGUUGUCUCGACAAAAAAUACCCUUUUGCCGACAUGAAUACCGAAACCAAUAUGUCUCUUAAAGAUGACCCCAAUGUCACGUACUUCAAGGUCCCACACAAGGAUGGGCCUAAGGCACGCUGCGUGUCACCUAUGGCAUCUUCCUACCGAAAAUACUUUGACAAAGGCAUUUUGUCCUCCGAGCUGGACUUGGCGGCAAAGGCCAUCGAGGUCAGCGCAGCAUGCUCUUACUGGACCUCCAACCGUGAACGUGUUCUUAGCCAAAUGACUGUUUGGUCUGACGACGUUGACAUGGGAAUCCCCACACAAAACGGCAAAGACUUUGGCAUGAUUUUGCCAUCACUCGUCCCCAUGGGUACCAUCACGCGACGUGCGGUCGAGAAAACAUGGCUCACGGCUAGUAACGCAAAGAAAAAUAGAAUCGGGUCUGAACAAAAGGCUAUGGUACGCACCCCACCUGGAUACAAGUUUGUUGGUGCUGAUGUUGACUCUGAGGAACUAUGGAUUGCUAGUCUUGUUGGUGAUUCUAUGUUUAAGAUGCACGGUGGCACUGCCUUGGGUUGGAUGACUUUGGAGGGAAGCAAAAAUGAGGGCACAGAUCUUCACUCCAAAACAGCUUCUAUUUUGGGUAUUUCUCGUAACGAUGCCAAAGUUUUCAACUAUGGCAGAAUUUAUGGUGCCGGUCUUGCUUUUGCACAACAACUGCUCAAGCAAUUUAACCCCACACUAACAGAAAAAGAGGUCCAAGAUACAGCAAUUCGUUUGUACGCUGCAACAAAGGGUACAAAGACAAAAUCUAAGGCUUUAGGCUUUGAUGGAUCCGGUGGGUUUUGGCGCAAUGGCUCUGAAAGUUUAAUUUUCAACCGUUUGGAAGAAAUGGCCAACCAAGAUGCUCCCCGUACACCUGUUCUUGGUGCUGCAAUUACUGAGGCGCUCAAGCGUCAGCAUCUCAAGGCAUCUCCAUUUUUACCUUCCCGCAUCAACUGGAACAUUCAAUCUUCUGGUGUUGAUUAUCUUCAUCUUCUCAUCACUUCCAUGGCUCAUUUGACCAAAAAGUACGAUAUUAACGCGCGCUUGUUUAUUACUGUGCACGAUGAAAUACGUUACAUGGUAAAAGACGAGGACGUUGACCGUGCAGCACUUGCUCUUCAAAUUAGUAACAUGUGGACCCGUGCCAUGUUUUCACUACAGCUGGGAAUUAAGGAGCUCCCUUAUGGUGUUGCCUUCUUUUCAGCAGUUGAUGUGGAUCACGUCUUGCGCAAGGAAGUUAACCUGGAUUGCAUCACUCCCUCUCAUCCUAAUCCUAUUGAGUCUGGCUACUCAAUGGAUAUUUAUGAGCUGGUUAAAAAGUGCACGAGCCUGGCCAAAGAUGGUGUGGACCCAGCAGACAGUUCCAGUUUAGACAAGAUUGAGUAUACCCCAGAGCUGAGUGUCACUGAGGAGAUUGAAGAAGGCCAUGGCCCUAUGGUUCCAUACAUUGCUGCCCAGAUUGCAGCCAACCCAAAGGAAUUGUCGUUGGUGGAGAAGCUUGCACAGGAAAAGAACCCUGAUUGGGACUUGUUUUUGGGCUCUUCUGAGGAUGACAUUGCUACGGAAUCUGGAAAUGGCGGAGCUAAUGUUAAGGAAACGGAAGAGUUGAUGCGCGGAUUGGAGAUGCUUACAACGGCUCCGGAGCCUGUCAAGACGCCCAAGAAGCAACGGCCCAAGUCCAAGACGGCGGCGGCCUCUACAACCAAAAAGAGUAGCCGAAAGGGGAAGAAGGCAGCAGCAGAAGAGGAACAAAGUCAAGCUGUUAAAGCUGAAGAAUCAACUUCAGUUUCAAAAGAUGCUAUCCUAACUGAUGUACCAAAGCGACGAUAUACACGGCGUACCACAUCCAAUUUGCAUCCAUUGUUUGUGCUACCCCCAGAACUUGCUUCGUUAACUUCGCCCGAAACUCCAGAAGGCCGGUCGCGGCUGGACAAGUGGCGUCGUGAACGUGCGCAAGAGAGCCGGGCUCGAAUGGAAAGCAACUAUUCAAAUAAGCCGAGUAACCCAAAGUCCAAUAUUGAUGAAUUAUUGAUGCAGUACGAGUGCCAGUCACCUAAAGUGACUUUAGCACCUGAAGAGUUUUUCUCUCCUGAGGAAAUGUAUAGCAUUUUCCAAAAUGACUUGUCGGUGGUGCACAAGAAUCAACCGGGCGAGAAUCGCCGGCGUAGAGCUUAUUAA
Magnusiomyces paraingens is the source of this 3801-nucleotide messenger RNA. RefSeq lists its product as uncharacterized. The record is from RefSeq and is a predicted model, not a curated record. Gene Ontology annotation, cellular component: gamma DNA polymerase complex; mitochondrion. Gene Ontology annotation, biological process: mitochondrial DNA replication. The transcript has a single exon. NCBI's taxonomy places the organism in Eukaryota, Fungi, Ascomycota, Dipodascomycetes, Dipodascales, Dipodascaceae. Bases 1 to 3801 code for a protein of 1266 amino acids. Gene Ontology annotation, molecular function: DNA binding; 3'-5' exonuclease activity; DNA-directed DNA polymerase activity.